Daucus carota subsp. sativus is the source of this 1625-nucleotide messenger RNA. Its product is annotated as late embryogenesis abundant protein At3g53040. NCBI's taxonomy places the organism in Eukaryota, Viridiplantae, Streptophyta, Magnoliopsida, Apiales, Apiaceae. The record is from RefSeq and is a predicted model, not a curated record. The coding region runs from base 171 to 1535 and encodes 454 amino acids. The transcript has 4 exons.
GUCUUCCCCCACGUGUCGAGAAGCCAAGUUGCCACCCUCCUCCCUGUUUCUUCUUAUAAGGAUAACACAACAAUUCUACGACACAACACUGAGAAAUACAAAGAGCUCGCAACUCGAACAAGAAAUCGAAGAUAUUACCAGAAGAAAAGUAGACGAUAAAUUUUAUAUCAAUGGCAGGAGCGAUGUCGAAUUUGAUGACGAAAAUGUCGUUUCUCAACGUCUCAAAGGCUUUCCCUCAACCCUCUUUCCGUCCUAAAGUCUCCAGAGUUUGCUUCACUUCCGCCUCCAAAUACUCUCAGGGACGAAGUGGAGAUACUAGUGAGGAUACGAGCGAUUCAGACAGGGAGUUUGAUGAGCUAGCACAGAAAACUCGUGAGAACGUGAAAUCAGGCAUGGACAAGACAAAAAACAAAGCUCAAGAAGUGAAGGAGAAGACCAAAGACCAAGCUUACGACAUGAAGGAAGCCACGAAAGAGACCGCAAACAAGAUGACCGAGAAAGCGAAAGAAGGAGCUGACCGAGCAGCCGACACAGCCAAGAGUGCCAAAGACAAGACCAAGGACCAAGCUUACAACGUGAAGGAGAAGACAAAGGAGGCGGCCGAAACGGUGUCGGAUAAGGCAGCGAAGACGGCCCGAGACGCGACGGAGACGACGAAGGACGCGGCGGACACGGUGGCCGAUAUGACUAAGAAGACGGUGGGAGGCAUGUGGGAGGCGGCGAAGGAUACUACACAGAAGAUUAAGGAGACGGUGGUGGGAAAAGAUGAUAAGGAUGAUUAUGUUGAGGAUCAUAUUCCUAAGACUAUGGAUGAGGAUGUUGUGGAGCAAAGGAGGAAGGCUGGUGAGAAGAAUUAUUUGAUAAAAUUUCUCUCCCUGAUCAAGAAAUUAAACAAGACUUCCACGAAAUCGAGUUCUCCGAGAGGGAAAAAAUUGCAUAUACCGGGAGCAAUGUCAAAAAUCACUCAAAGUUCUUUAGCCAGCUUGUCAAAAGCUAUUUCUCAAGCCCCUUCACUGUAUUCCCGUUUCAACGUAUCGAAGCUCGGAUUCAUUUCAGCCUCCAACUACUCUCAGCUGCAGGAUGUACAUGGAGACUUUACUGACGCGGAUGAUGAACUCGGUGCACUAACACAAAAAUCUAAAGAAAACGUGGAGGAUUUAAUGGAUACAGGACAUGAAAUGAAGGAAGAAAUAAAAAACGAAGCAUAUGACAUGAAAGACACUGCUAAGGAGGCUGCUGGCACGGCGAAAGAUAAGGCUGAAGAGGCUGCCGAGAAAAUGAAGGAGAAGGCGGGGAUGGGGGGAGCGGAUGAUGAGAGCUCUGAGCAGACUCUGGGGGAGAAGGCGAGGCAAACAGUGGAGGAAAUGUGGGUGGUUGCCAAGGAUACUAAACACAAGAUUAAGGAGAGUGUGGUGGGAAAGUCUGGUAAGGAUGACCAUUUUGUUGGAGAUGAUGUUCCUGAGAGGAAAGUGUAUGAAGAUUUUUUGGAGUCUGCUAGGAAGGUUGGGAAUCUGGAUCAUGAGAAAAAGGAAUAGGAAGGUAGUUCAUGGGCUUCAUGGCUAUUCAUUAGGUUUUGUGUUUAGGUUGUUUGUGUUGUCUUCAUUUGUAUUUCUGUAAUAAUGUGG